GAGUACAGUCGCUGUGCUGCUGCGGUGUGGAGACAGAAGAGGAGGACAGGAGGAGAGAGUGGCUCAUUUUGGGGUUGUGCUUUAAGAGAGAGAGAGAGAGGCUUCAUCUUCAUCCUCCUUUCUUUUGAAAGGGAAAUAGGCAACUUUUCCCUGAACAGGCACAGACUUAAAGGAAAGUGGUGAGGACUGGAUCAAGCGGGAGCUCCUCUGACUGAAUUGUUCCUCCUCGGAUGUUUCAGAGAGGUUUUUAUGAUCCGAGACCCCCCCUGUUGGAAAUGAGUCAAACGGCGGACGGGAAGGAAAGUGAUUGAAGAGGAUGAGGAGGAAUGACAUCUUUAGGAUUCUUUCAUCUCCUCUCUGAUUUUAUUGUUUUGAUUUAGUGUGUUUGAUCUGUUGCAGAAAGCUAUAAUCAGAUAAUAUUAUUUCUGGUUAUAAAUCACACUCCUGGUUACGCCACCAAAGUUGAAAGAAUAGUUGUAAAAACUUACAUCCAUCUUUAUUAUAGGAUGCCUAUGCCUCCUGGAUUCUAAUCCAUUUUAAAACAGUUUUAAAAAUAUAUUCAUUUUCUGAUCUAAUUUGAUUUAACUCAGUCUUGAGCAUGGCCAUCAACACGGAUACCGACUUCCUCAAGUCCAACUUGGGUGAGGGUGGAGGAGGCGCACCGCCCGCGGACACCUAUGAGACGGAGAAACUCCUGGCCCUGACCACCGAGCCUGGAGGGAAUGGGAUGAAGAUGUCCACCUCCUUCACGGUCAACAUGGACACCGACAAGGGUCUGGAGGCCGACCAGAACGGUCACAGCGUGUCUGUGAGAUCGGGCUCCGCCGGGCAGCUGGCCGCCGCCGCCCCCCUGUCCCCGUCCAAGGCCAGUCUGAGUCGCUCCUCCACCGGGAACGCUACCGUCCAGGAGACCCCGAAGCCCAAGGACUACCUCAUCCUCGUCAUCAUGUCCUGCUUCUGCCCGGUCUGGCCUGUCAGCAUUGUAGCACUGGUGUACUCCAUCAUGUCCAGAAACAGUCUUCAAGUGGGGGAUAUCGACGGGGCAAGGAGGCUGGGUCGACUGGCUCGUCUACUCAGUAUCGUCUCCAUCAUCCUGGGCAUUGUCAUCAUUGUAGUCUACACCUCAGUUUCACUUUCUUAGGCCACAGGACCUGAGGAGAUCAAAUUAACCGUGAAACAACAACAACGGAUGCAACAAGAAAAAAAAUAAAAAUAAAAGCCCAUUCCAAAAUAAAUAAAUAAAUACCAUUCCUAACUUUAUGCCAUCUGGUAAUGACACCAUGACCACCCUCAGAAUGCAAAAAAAAAUAUAUAUAUAUAGAGGCAACUUGUGAGAACGGGCACUGCAGCAAAUAAACAAAUGAAAAAAAUAAUUCAGAGAUGCAUGCAUUAGAAUCCAGUAACAUUUGCUUGACAAAAAUAAUGAAAACCCUGAGGUAGAAUUGUUCAGGUUAAAACAGAGGAAAAAGAAAAAAGCAGAUUUGUAUGUGGCCAAGUCUUCGUCAAAUGUUUCUUUUUGGAAUAUUGGACUUCUUAAAAUGAAGAGGAUGACCUACGUAUGAGGAGAGAGUGACCAAAAGACGUUUUCUAUGUCUCCGAUGGGGCUCCUUUGAAGAAGAAAAAAAAAAACGGAUUCUGGGUUUGGACUUCAAACUUUGGACAGCUGCGUAUAAUCCUCAUAUACUCAUAUACUUCUCUAUACUCCUCUUGCAUUCAAAGCAUAUACAGCUACAAAUAUAUUUUAAAUAUGGAGAUAUAUAUAUAUAUAUAUAUAGAUGUACAUUUUAUAAAAAUGUUUGUAUGCCAAGUGGUGCUGGGUUUGUUAAGACUGUCACAAUGGCUGCUUUGUCAGUAGAAAUUUAAGGGUUUGUGAAAAGGGGCAGGGAACACAUUUUGAAUUUUUGUUUUUUUAUUAUAAGUUUUUGAACUAAAAAAAGAAAAAGAAAAUUGAGACCAAUUGCAUGCCUGAAUGUAGAUUACCAAACGUCUGCCUUCGUUUUGACUGUUAUUAGUUGUCUCUUGUCUUAUAAAGGAGUCAGAGAGGCUAACAGGUUUGCACAUGGAAGAGUGAUUUGUGUACAUUAUGUGAGUCCAGCCACUGUAGAAUGUGUGAGGACUGUGGUUAACCCUCUAACACCCCCCGUUGUGUCUCCAAAAUCUCUUUGCCUUGCUCUGGCAGAGACCUAAACGCAUGCCAAACCCCCCAGCAUCUUUCAAUUCUGUCUUUUCUUUUCACAUCCUCUAAUUCUUCACCACAAAGGCUGAUUCAGCAGCUUCUGUCGUUUAGUUUUAUCUCUGUUUCUCCAUCUUGUACCCUUAAACUCCAUUUUACAUAUGUACUAAUUUUUACACCAUAGCUCCUCAUUUUCCAGUAUCAUUCUUACAUUGUUAUACAUGGACUGUUAAAUGCCAUUGUUUCACUGUUUUCCUCUCCUUGUACUGGUAUGAAAUGUAUUUAUAUGGGAAAAUAUAUAUGCAAUAUGUACGCAUGCUAUGGGCCAAACAGGCUUACACACAUUUA
Messenger RNA from Larimichthys crocea (large yellow croaker), 2521 nucleotides. RefSeq names its product trafficking regulator of GLUT4 (SLC2A4) 1a (gene trarg1a). The transcript is spliced from 3 exons. Bases 599 to 1141 code for a protein of 180 amino acids. NCBI's taxonomy places the organism in Eukaryota, Metazoa, Chordata, Actinopteri, Sciaenidae. Gene Ontology annotation, cellular component: membrane. The record is from RefSeq and is a predicted model, not a curated record.